Messenger RNA from Halichondria panicea, 1005 nucleotides. Its product is annotated as fumarylacetoacetate hydrolase domain-containing protein 2-like. The coding region runs from base 47 to 940 and encodes 297 amino acids. NCBI's taxonomy places the organism in Eukaryota, Metazoa, Porifera, Demospongiae, Suberitida, Halichondriidae. The record is from RefSeq and is a predicted model, not a curated record. The transcript is spliced from 7 exons. Gene Ontology annotation, molecular function: catalytic activity.
UCAAGGUGGAGUUUAGCUUUAAGUAUGUGAGAUUCUGAGCAUAGCUAUGGAUGUGAAGCUUCGUCUGGUGCAGUUCUGUGAGGGUGGUGCUAGUGGUGAGGGGUGUAGGCGUGUGGGUGUGGAGCUGGUGAAUGGUGGGUGUGUGGUGGAUGUGACUGCUGUGGACCCCACCAUCCCCAAGGAUAUGAAGACCUUCCUGCAGCAGUGGGACACCAGUGCACCAGCAGCAGCAAGGGUAGCGGAGGCUGCUCCAACUGACCACACCCUCCAGCCAGGGACCUUUGAACUCCAAGCCCCCAUCUACGACCCCCAGAAGUUGAUCUGCGUCGGUCUGAACUACAUUGACCAUUGUACUGAACAAAACGUUCCUGUUCCAAAGGAGCCUGUCAUCUUCAACAAGUUUGCCUCCACCAUCACGGAGCCUAAUGGCUUUAUUCUGCUCUCUGAUGAGACAAAGUGUCUGGAUUAUGAAGUGGAGAUGGCCUUUAUUGUGUGCAAGCGUGGCAAGAACAUCAAGGAGAGUGAGGCCAUGUCUCAUGUUGCAGGCUACAUGGUUGCUCAUGACGUGAGUGCUCGAGACUGGCAGCUGCACAGGAAUGGAGGACAGUGGCUCAUUGGGAAGACCUUUGACACCUUCUCCCCUCUUGGUCCAGCCAUUGUGACCACACCCUCUCUCUCUGACCCCCAUAACCUGGGUAUACGCUGCAGACUGAAUGGGGAGACUGUCCAGAACUCUAACACUAACCAACUAGUCCACAAAACACAAGGGCUAGUCACCUUUCUCUCCAGGUUCAUGACCCUAGAACCGGGUGAUGUGGUGCUUACUGGGACCCCCCCUGGAGUAGGCUGUUUCAGAAAACCUCCGCUUUAUCUUAAGAAAGGAGAUGUGGUCGAGUGUGAGAUUGAUGAAAUAGGAACUAUUAGAAACAUUGUUCAGUAAUGAUUUAAGUUGAUGAACAAAUAGUUUGGAUAGAAAUAGAAACUUUAUUAAUCCCGUCCACACAC